CAUGUAUAGGCAUAGCCCGCAUGCACAUGCACAGUAGACAGCAAGAUCACUCUCAAUCGCUCUAAAUACAUCGACAUAAUUAAUGACUAUCUCGACAUAAAGGUCUAAGUUUAUAAGGUCUGCAAAGUUCAUAACUUCCAGAGUUACAGGGAAUGGAUGGAAGCGGGAACUCGAGUAGUAUGCCAGCUUGGUUGUGUACGGUGGCGCUCAUGGCAUUCAUGGUUCAUGCUGCACAAGCACAAGAUACCACUCCCCCGAAUGUGACGUGUGAUGACGUCACAACGAGGCCUUUUUUACCGAACAGUUUUCUCGGACUGAGUGUAGAUACUACUUACACGUACGAUGAUUUGAACCCUGAUCCCAGUGGGAUAACUUAUAACGUGACCAAAGGACCAUUUGGUGAUCUGUUCCCGCCCGGUCGCACUCCGGUGACAAUGUACGCGGUCGACAUAUUCAAUAACAGAGCGACAUGUCUAUUCUACGUGGAAAAUACAUUGACCGAGCUACCAGUCAAUUGCCCAGACCUGAAUAGAACGGUCGCCACUGACAUGGGACUGCCCACUUAUUCUUACACCCCUUCCAUAGAGGCUAGUGACGUCACAAAGACCACUUCCGGAUACAGAUAUCACGGAGUAGGAGUCUCUGUGGAUCCCUCGAUGGCUUUUGGUAGCAAACUAGACGUUGGUACUCAUCCAGACACAGUCAUUAUCUACGAUGAGGUGUUGAGCAAGACCUGUAUGGGGUAUAUUGUCGUACAAGAUAUAGAAAAACCCAACGUGACGUGCCCAGCAGAUAUCACGGACAGCUCCACGAAUGUCAUCCAAUAUUCUGCCAAUGUAACUGACAAUGUCGGUGCUUCUGUAACCUAUUCCCCUGAGCCUGGUAGCAGAUUCAAUCCUGGUGUUACCAUGGUGUCUGUGAUAGCACGUGACCAGACGGGGCUCAAUGAUACCUGUAGCUUCGUGGUCCAGGUUACCAUUAGCGAGUUACCAGUGUUAUUUCCUUCUGAAGAAACCGUCCAGCUCGACUCUGCAGAAUCGACCUACCAAUACCCAGCUAUCACAGAAGAUAAACUAACCCUGAUGGAUCCGACAUAUCAGUUUUAUGGUGACGUCACUGUUGUGGUUCUGGUCAAUGGCACGAAGAAUUAUUCACUGUCUAUAGGAACGUACAUCCUCACGAUCCUUAUUGAUGAUACCGUCUUUAACAAGACGUGCUCGUCUGUGAUCAGAGUAGAGAAGGGGAAGUCUUUAAACAGGAUUUCGGUCAUCGUAGCCGUGAUAGUCACAUGCGCCGUUGUGCUGUUAGUCGUCUUUGUGAUCGUUUGUUGUGUUUGCUACGUCAAGAAAAGACACACAAGAGGGAAGAUAGAAGUCACUCGAUCAGGUGGAAAACAGAGUUCCAGCGAGAAGACUUCUGCUGUUUAGAAACCAUUUCCUUCGUAUUUCUUGCAUCUCGAUUAAAACCACGAAAACAGCGUGCUCUUCCCCGAAAUAACCAAUUUGUCUUCGACAAACGGUUUCACGAAGUAAUAAUAAUAUGCUGAGGAAAGAUCUAUAGGAAACGGAAUCAAAUGAUCAUGAUGAAUAUUCCCUCUGGCGGAUCCUGUGUGGCACCCAUGUACCCCUCCCCCUAAAAAACCACCAUAAUAAUAAUAGGGCCUUCUUUUGCUUGGCAGAUAAUUUUCACAGUAUUCUUUGUGCACAAUAUGCUCGUAUGCUCCUCCUCAAGAAAUGCAUCUCUUUAUUCUAGAAUCCGCAAAGUGAUUAAAUUGCAUUACAGUCAAUCAAAUUUAUGUUUAAAAUGAAUUUAUUAAUUAUCGCAUAAGGGUAUUGAAUGCGCAACAUUUCAAAGCCAUCGGUCAAGUCUCUUGCAAAUAGGUAAAAUUUAUGUGUAGUUAUGCUAUACCCUGUAUUUUCUUUGUAUAUUUUAAAGUGUAGCAAUCUACGGUCACAGAGAUUCUUGUUAACUAUAGAGAGUAUGUUAUUAAAGAAAGAAUGUAUCAACAGGUAUACUGAUGCUUACCGUGUGGAUUGUCAUUCGUCUUUGUAAGUUUAAUAUAUUUUAGGUGUAAAAUGGCAGUAUAUGAUCUAUCGAACCUUAAUACUGACAAUGAUUGGGCAUUUUAUGUCUGCGUAUGUAAACUAUUGACACAGGGAGCCGGUAGAAACAGGUGUGAUGAUCAUUAGGUACAGGCGUAAGGGCAUAUUUUCCCCGAGGGGGAGGGGGGGGGGGGGGGGGCGGGGCUGACACCUUUUGCAUGAGCAUCAAUUCUUCAGUUUCUAAAUGUUUGCUACUUUUUUAAGUGAAAAUAACAGAAAUGACAUAUAUUCGGGCAUCCUGAAUAAUUAUGAUAUUGAGGUGGUGAUUACGCGAAUAUCGGAACUUUACUUCCCCUACCCCAUUCCCCCCUUAUACUCCGAUGGAUGUGAAAUAGUGGAUCGAAAAUGCAUUAAAUGGCAAUACCAGAUCUUUCUCGUUUUAAAAUAUAUUGUCAUAACCAUGGCCGAGGCGUUGUGAUUAUUGGUAUGUGUUGAUUUAAUAUCUACAGGGGGAAACGGUACAUCCGGGAAGUCCAGACUAGUCUAGUCUUAACAAAUAAUAUAUUUCCUGAGGGGAAGUACAUUUAAUGUAAAGAUGAUGUGACCUUCAGUGUUACACUAGAUUAGCACCGUUUGGUUAACAUCCGAGGCGGGGGUGUUCACCGAAUGAGUGGGAGAGAAAAACCAGCCCAUUGACCUCCUUUAAAGCCCCACUGUCCUACUUGUAGCUGCUUGCUCCCU
This is a messenger RNA of Strongylocentrotus purpuratus (purple sea urchin), 2783 nucleotides long. RefSeq lists its product as uncharacterized. NCBI's taxonomy places the organism in Eukaryota, Metazoa, Echinodermata, Echinoidea, Camarodonta, Strongylocentrotidae. The transcript is spliced from 7 exons. The record is from RefSeq and is a predicted model, not a curated record. Bases 153 to 1427 code for a protein of 424 amino acids.